AGACUCUAUGUUAUAGAGUUAGGUUAGGUAAUAUUAGUAAGAGAGUUAAUAAAGUUGUGAACUAUUUUUCCAAUAUUCGAUGAAAUGAAAUCCCAAACAGAAUACAAAUUGGCGUCUCCCCCAGAUGGUGCAAUUUCAGCAGUGAGAUUUGGCCCAAACACUAGUCAAUUUCUUUUGGUGAGCUCAUGGGAUAACUAUGUCAGACUUUACGAUGUAACAGCUAACAAUUUGAGGCACAAAUAUUCACAUGAUUCUCCAGUUUUGGAUUGUUGUUUUACUGAUGCCGUACACGCAUACAGUGGAGGAUUAGAUAACACAUUGAGAUCUUUUGAUUUCAAUACUACAACAGAAUGUCUCAUUGGAAAUCAUAAUAAUGCUAUCAAAUGUGUUGAGUACUGUUCUGAUGUGAAUGCUAUAUUGAGUGGAAGUUGGGACCAUCAUGUCAAGUUAUGGGAUCCAAGAGCUCCAAUGUGCAGUGGAAGUUAUAAUCAAGGGGAAAAAGUUUUCACUAUGAGUGUAUGCGGUGAAAAAUUGGUAGUUGGAACAGCUGGUCGGAAAAUUCUUGUUUGGGAUAUUCGUAACAUGUCAUACACUCUUCAGAAACGAGAAUCAAAUUUGAAAUACCAAACACGGUCCAUCAGAUGUUUUCCUAAUAAACAAGGAUUUGUUUUAAGUAGCAUUGAAGGUAGAGUUGCUGUUGAAUAUUUAGACACAAAUCCAGAAAUUCAAAAGAAGAAAUAUGCUUUUAAAUGUCAUAGGAUAAAAGAAGAUGGAACUGAAAAGAUAUAUCCAGUAAAUGCUAUCAGUUUCCAUCCUGUAUAUAAUACAUUUGCUACAGGAGGUUCGGAUGGUUAUGUUAAUAUAUGGGAUGGUUUUAAUAAGAAACGAUUAUGUCAGUUCCAUCAGUACCACACAUCUGUUACUUCUCUCAGUUUUAGUCAUAAUGGUGACGUCCUUGCUAUUGCUUGCUCAUAUUUUUUGGAGGAAGACAAUCCACCUAGGCCCUAUCCUGAAGAUAUUAUUCACAUAAGGUCUGUGAGUGAUCAAGAAGCAAGACCAAAAUUUACAAGUUCUGGUAGUUGAAAAUCCGUGUGCUUCAAUAAUUGUAUAUGAUAUUUUGUUUUACUAUAAUUUAUGAAAUAAAUGAAAUCUGUCAUCUGA
Coccinella septempunctata (seven-spotted ladybird) is the source of this 1161-nucleotide messenger RNA. RefSeq names its product mitotic checkpoint protein BUB3 (gene Bub3). Gene Ontology annotation, biological process: mitotic spindle assembly checkpoint signaling. Gene Ontology annotation, molecular function: ubiquitin binding. Gene Ontology annotation, cellular component: bub1-bub3 complex; mitotic checkpoint complex; kinetochore. NCBI's taxonomy places the organism in Eukaryota, Metazoa, Arthropoda, Insecta, Coleoptera, Coccinellidae. The transcript has a single exon. Bases 85 to 1083 code for a protein of 332 amino acids. The record is from RefSeq and is a predicted model, not a curated record.